Molecule: messenger RNA, 1559 nt
Organism: Epinephelus moara (kelp grouper)
Lineage: Eukaryota; Metazoa; Chordata; Actinopteri; Perciformes; Serranidae
Product: sialic acid-binding Ig-like lectin 7
Exons: 12
Coding region: 46-1329 (427 amino acids)
Source: RefSeq, a predicted model, not a curated record
UGUUUGGACUUUGCACUUACUGCUCCGCAUCAUUUGACAGUUGAGAUGGGUGUUGGUCUGGCAGUUGUCACUCUGCUCAUCGCUCUGAUGCAAGGUGUAUCUUGUAAAACCUGGGAUGUGACGCUGCCCCAAAGUAUCUCAGGCAUCAGUGACUCCUGUGUCAUAGUCCCUUGUCUUUUCACGCUCCCCAUCAAUGAGGAACCAAACAUUGUAAACUGCUCUGGUGGUGUUUGGAGAAGAGGAAGCAUUUCUGGUCCUACUGUCUUCUCUGCACACAAUCCUUACAAUAAUAUUUUACAAGGGCAUAUGGUUGGAGACUUGCCGAAGAAGAACUGCACUACAGUAUUCCACAAUUUCCCAAAGAACUUCAGCGACAUGUACUUCUUCAGGCUGGAAUGUACAAACCAUGUCAAGUACACUUUCAGUGAUGGAGUCAACAUUAAUGUCCAUCCAGAGCUGCCUCCUCCUGAGCUGACCUCUGUGAGUCAGGUGUCAGAGGGAGCCCAGGUGAGGCUCCAGUGUUCAGUCCCAGUGCCUUGCUCUGUCCUGCCCCCCUCCAUCACCUGGCUUCCCCGAGACAACUCCAGGCAGGAGCAGACACAAAUGCAACAGACGACCAUGACGUCCACACUGACCUUCAUUGCCACAGCCAACAAUCACAACCAGAGCAUCUCCUGUUCUGUCACGUACCCGCUGACAAAAGGGGGCAGCAGCCCGCCGUCUGCAUCCACUCAAAGGCUCAACAUCCUGUAUGCUCCUAGAGACACCGUGGCAACACUCAACACACCUGUUCCUGUUUCUGAGGGCCGUACUGUGAUGUUUACAUGUCAGAGUGAUGCCAACCCCCCUGUGAGCCUCUACACCUGGCACAGAUCCGACAGUGGAAACCUGACUAAGAAGGCUGAGGGAGAAAUGCUGGUCCUGCAGGUCAGCCAGGAGGACAGCGGGGUGUAUCUGUGUGAAGCUCAGAGUCAGAGGGGCUCUCAGAGGUCCAGACCUGUGUUUUUGGAGGUCAGCGCUAAUACAGGUGGCAGCGAGUGUGUUGUUUUACUUCCCUACAUUAUGUGUGGAGUGUUGUUAGCCCUCUACAUCCUGACUGUUGUUGUGGAUGUGUACAAGUAUCGGAGUAUUUGCAGGAGGCUGAAGCAGAUUGAGCUGAAGGAGGAACACACCUACACUGAUCUGAGGACCUGCAGUGUCGCCUCUGACUAUGACCAACUCCAGUCUCGACAGCCUAAAACGAUGCCCUCUGCCGACGUUCCCAACUAUGAAAACCCCAUCGCCCUACAAGCCAUUUUAAGAAAUCAACCUCCGUCAAAACGAAAAUGAAGAAUGAGUGAAAGUCUUCCUUAAAGUGGUCUAGAGAAAUAUAUCAACGCUUCAGAUUUUAAUAUAUCUAGAUUUUGCAUCCAAAAAUGUCAAAUGUCUCUACUUCAUGUUCUUUAUCUACUUGCAAUCUUUAAAGCUGUGUCGAGUUCUGUAAGUGUGAAUGAGAAGUCUCUGCCACUGAGUUUAAGAUGGACAUCUAAGGGAAAAAUAAAGACUUUUAAGAAGUUAAA